CCUUACAGUAAAUCCAACAUGGUAGACGGUGUGGGUGUUAGACGCUAACUAAAGCAACACAACAACUGAGACUUUCAAAUUAAAACACUACUGCGCAAGAGGACGUGCGCCAUGAGGGAGAGGCAGAAGAAAAAGAAGGGGAGGACGUGGGCGGAAGCCGCUAAAACGGUAUUGGAAAAAUACCCCAAUACACCCAUGAGCCAUAAAGAAAUCUUACAAGUGAUCCAAAGAGAAAGGCUUAAAGAAAUCAGUGGAACCUCUCCUCUGGCGUGCCUGAACGCCAUGCUGCACACAAACUCUCGAGGUGAAGAGGGCAUUUUUUACAAAGUUCCCGGCAGAAUGGGAGUUUACACGUUAAAGAAGGACAGCUCAGACGUGAGGAUGUCCGAGGAGCUCUCGGAUGAAAGCAGCGAUAAUCUGUCGGACUCCAGGAGCACAGAGAAGACUUCCGUCUCUGAAGAGGGCCGGACAGGAAGGUGGCUGCGACGAGUUCCCUCCAAGCUGCAGCCACAACCGUCGUCUCCGCAGCCGCAGUGCUCCUCGCCUCCCGUCUCCACCAGCAAACUCAUCUCUCCCUCCCAGAAACACAGCAAGAAAGCUCUCAAGCAGGCCUUGAAGCAACAGCAGCAGAGGAACCAGCGCAGACAAGGGGGCAUGCCAACCAUCUCCAGCUCCAGGCUGCUUCUGAAGACCAUCAAAGAAAUGACAGAGAACAUUACAACAAAGACAGCAGAGCUAUGCCACCCAGUUGUACCCAGGAAAGUUUCCCAGAGAUCUGGUGGCCUCAGUGCAGGGCAGAUAAAACGUACAAAGUACAAAAUAGAUGUGGAGACACCAGACUCUAUUUUGGUUAACACAAACCUGAGAGCAAUCAUCAACAAGCACACAUUCUCCAUUUUGCCUCCAGAUUGCCAACAGAAGCUGCUCAAACUCCUGCCUGAAGUUGACCGACAGGCGUGCUUGGAUGGUCUCCUGAAGGUCACUAGCUCUGCCUUAAACAACGAGUUCUUCACCUCGGCAGCACAGUCCUGGAAGGAGAGGCUGGCUGAAGGUGAAUUCACUCCUGAACUGCAGCUUCGAAUGCGUCAAGAAAUUGAGAAAGAAAAAAAAGUUGAGCAUUGGAAGGAAGCUUUCUUUGAACGCUAUUACGGAGAAAAUUCAGGCCUCAGCUACGUGGAAUCCAAAGAGCUGACAAAGGCCGAGUCAAAUCAGAGGUCUGCCAGGUCUCGGACCCCCCCUGACCAGACGAGACCUGUCGCUAAAGCCCGAGCGGACACCAAGGACAGAAGUCAGAUGGACUCUGCUGCUAAUGACGUUAAAUCAACAAAGACAUUGCAAGAACCUCUGAAAGGACAUCCUGGUCAGAAAGAGUCCAUCUCAGAGCCCAUGAGGACACGGCGCUCACAUAACGCUGAGGUUCGUAAGUUGAGCUCCUCUGCAGAGGCUGCUGGGUCUACGCCUGCUGGGAAAACACCAGAAGUGGAGAAACGGACUGAGAACGUUUCCCCCGUUGUGCCCCCUGAAAAGGAGCAUAAAAAAGAGAGACAACCUGAAGUCCCUCAGUCACCGGUGAAGGAAAGCCCUCCACCAAAGACUGGUCCAGAUCAGAGAGAGGAUCAGCUGGAUGCUGUAGUUAAGCCUGCUGUUGACAGUAAAGACAUCGUCAUGGAGGCCAGUGGCGUGUUAGACGCUCAGAAGAGGAAAUCACCCAGUGAGACAGACGGGGAGGAGACGCCAGAGAAAAGACCCCGUUUGUCCUCCGUUUCUUCAGUGUCUUCUGUCUCUUCUGCAUCUCCUUCAGCUUCAGCCAUGUCCAGCCCUGCAACACCUUCUUCAACCAGUCAGAGAGUUUCACCACUCAAGAUUCCUGUGUCACGUAUUCUUCCUGUUCCUCUGUCACCCAACCAGAUCUCACCAAAACCUGCUCUCCAGGCCCCACUCAGCAGCCCUGGUCGUACCGGUGCGCGCACUUUGGCUGACAUUAAAGCUAAAGCUCAGCUUGCACGAGCGCAGCGAGCAGCAGCUGCAGCCGCCUCGGCAUCAUCUGCAUCGAAGGGCGUAGUUCCAGGCCCGGGGCCAGGGGGUGGUGUUGGUGAUCAGAGGCAGCCCAGGUUUGUCCCCACCCUAACAUCCCCACAGGCAUUAACCAGGUUACCUGCCACCCCCACCAGCUGCACUCGUUCAGGAACACCCUCUCCUUGCCCAGUGAACUCUCUUGGUCUGCCAAGCUCAGACCGGUGUCAGACUGAUGACGUGCACAAAGGUCACGCAGUUAACUCUGUCAGCACAGGACUCCAACACAUUCAGAAGAGUUCAAACACAUCAGCGCAGCCUUCAUCCACGCCCGGUACACAGGAGCAGGUAGUCCCCAAGGUUUCUGGAUCUCUAACCAGAAUCAGUUCUUACAUCCCUGCAAACAACCCCCUGGUGACUCAGCUUUUGCAGGGCAAAGAGGUUCCACUGGAACAGAUCCUCCCAAAACCACUGUCCACCCUGCCCACACAGCCGUCUGCUGGUACAGUAAAAACACAUGGUGUCGAACUGAAGGCUGAAAGGCCACUGGUGCAGCAGGUCAGCACAGGAGGACAGGCUGGAGUGUUCUCAGAAUACGCUAAACACAAGAGAGAACUUCCCAGUAAGGAGACCCAGGAGCAGAUCCUCCAGGCGCUGAUGCAGAGGAACGUCCGGCAACUUUCUGGAGGUUUAGGCCCCCAGUCCUCCCAGCACAGAGUGCGUCCAAUGAUGCAUACGGAGGAGCAUCUGGACCAGUCCAGAGUUUCUGUUGGCUUUCUGCGUCGAAACCGGGUUCCCAGGCCUGCUAUGACGGGACAUUAUCUUCUCAACGUGUCAACGUACGGCAGAGGAGCAGAAAGCAAGAAGCUGUCCCUCUGUCCCACCAGAGCUGGAUCAAGUGUCAAAAGGGAAGGCACUGGGAGGGAGGAGGCCGCUGUAGAAGAACCCCCUGGUUCUGGAGUGAAAGCCGAGCCGCAGGGAUGUUCUGUAACCAAGUGUGAUGACCGAGGAAACGUUCAGCACUGCUCCACGGUCAAAACUGAGCCUGGAUCAGAGGCCAGUGCAGCUGGUGGGGACACCACCACCUGUGCAAAAGCCAAAGACACCGUCCCUUUUUCUCAGCUUCGCCAAAAUCACCUCGAACUCUGCAAUCAAGGAAACUCCGAGCCAUAUCUCUCCAACACGGACCCAAGUCACCAGCGGCCAACUGCCUUUCAAAGCCAGAGGACGCUGGGUAAUCAGGAGCCCGCGGUAGCAGCAUGCUACGGCGGCACCGUCAGCGUGUCUGUACCUCACACUCUGAACCACAGCGCCGCGAGCACAGAGGCCGAUGGAGGCAUCUGCGGGAGCGUCAUGUCCUUCUCGGUGACCGUCACCACCAUUCCUGCCAACUCCAUGUUAGAGCGCCGUAGUCCGGGCGAGCCCUCACCCAAUCAGUCCUUCACCGAGGGCUCGGACAUGGAGGACGUCCAGUCUAAAUGCUACUGCCGACUGAAGGCCAUGAUUAUGUGCAAAGGAUGUGGCGCUUUCUGCCACGAUGACUGCAUCGGCCCGUCAAAACUCUGUGUCUCCUGUUUAGUGGUACAGUGA
Nematolebias whitei (Rio pearlfish) is the source of this 3603-nucleotide messenger RNA. It is a transcript of the gene asxl2, whose product is annotated as ASXL transcriptional regulator 2. The transcript is spliced from 12 exons. Bases 112 to 3603 code for a protein of 1163 amino acids. The record is from RefSeq and is a predicted model, not a curated record. Gene Ontology annotation, molecular function: peroxisome proliferator activated receptor binding; chromatin binding; DNA binding. Lineage: Eukaryota; Metazoa; Chordata; Actinopteri; Cyprinodontiformes; Rivulidae. Gene Ontology annotation, cellular component: PR-DUB complex. Gene Ontology annotation, biological process: positive regulation of transcription by RNA polymerase II; animal organ morphogenesis.